UCGCGACCUCGUUAGACCGUACUAUGGGUACGACAAGAGGCGCCAUGGCUCGCGGCCAAGGCUGUCAGUGUCCUCUUACGCGGUAGGUGUUGCGCUUCACCAUACUUCUCCCGCCAUCAACGAUCUCUUUCUAGCAUCGGUCUCUGCUGGAGCGAGUGAAGGAAGUGCAGCAUCGCACCGAAAUCUGUAUACAGAGAUGCACGCCGAACAAUAGACAGACAGACCGGGCUUCACCAUGUCUGUAGACAAGUCCUCUACGCCGGCCAGCAUGGCGACCCAAGCAGCGACCGCUCCUCACAUCAACACAAACCACGAUAUAGCAUCCGUACAGCCGACAAUACGCGUAACGAAACGACACGAUCGAAGUACUCUGAUGUUCCUUCUUCAACACCUGAUCAAGCCCUUCUCUUCGAGAUUGAUCUCCUCUAGCACCGAGCACCCCGCUGGGUCACCUCAGUUGACACCACAUGCACAAGCCAGAAAGAGAUGUGACGUUCGCGAGCGAAAGGUCGAAGACAUUUACCUGUACGAUCUUACCCCAAAAGACCGUAAAACGGGUGUGACAAAGGACAGGAGUAUUUCUGUCACAGAAGAGAAGAAGCGCAAACGCAGGAUAUAUUACUACUCAGGUGGAGGCUGGCAAAUGCCCGCGAGCAGCGAACACUGGUACUUUGUCGCCGAGCUCGCUCAACAGCUGCACCCGCACGGUUUUGCCAUUACACUGGUCUCCUACCCGCUGGCCCCAAACAGCGCUGCACCGAUCUCCUUCCCCGCCAUGCUCAAACAAUACCGCACACUAAUGGAAACGGCGCAAAACGAGGAUGAAGAUGUCAUCCUUGCAGGAGACUCAGCAGGUGGGAACAUCGUCCUCGCACUCGUCAUCUCCGCUCUCCUCGAAGACGCAGAAGAGAGGACAGCACGUCCUACAGCGAAAGCCGUCAUGGCUAUUUCCCCUUCUACGGACCUCCGCCGCUCGAAUCCAGAUAUGCACACCAUCGCUUCGAAAGAUCCGAUCCUCAAAAUACCGUUCGUCAAAUCUACAGCGGAGAAAUGGUGCGGGAAUUGGCCGCCCACGGAUAUCAGAGUCAGUCCGUUGCAUUCUUCAGUGGAUGUUUUGAAGACGCGGGGAGUGAAGGUGCAUGGCGUAACAGGGGGGUAUGAUAUCCUUGGUCCGGACGCGAUUUUGAUGCGGGAGAAGUUGAGUCAGGCGGGCGUGGAAGGCGAGUGGUUGGAUUGGGACAAGCAGAUGCAUGUUUUUCCGUUGAUUUUUCGGUAUGGGUUGAGAGAGGGGAGGGAGGGGAAAGAUUGGAUUUUGGAUGUGCUGAGGAGAUGUUGAAGUGGUGCAGGGUUGGACUGCAAGGUAUAUGUGAAGGGCAUUUCCAAAGGCGUGGAAAGAGGGUUCUGGGCUCAUUUUGGGGAUUUCUAUGUUCUUGCGUUAAAGAGAUACCACGACAGCGAGGCCGUAAAGCAGACGGGAAGCAUCAGAGAUACAAAGCUGCAACGUAUGGACAUGUAUAGAAUAAGGGCUGUACAAUAUGCGUGCAACCAGCGACGG
Molecule: messenger RNA, 1555 nt
Organism: Cercospora beticola
Lineage: Eukaryota; Fungi; Ascomycota; Dothideomycetes; Mycosphaerellales; Mycosphaerellaceae
Product: alpha/beta hydrolase
Molecular function (GO): lipase activity
Source: RefSeq, a predicted model, not a curated record